Messenger RNA from Nicotiana attenuata, 1337 nucleotides. RefSeq lists its product as uncharacterized. Bases 200 to 913 code for a protein of 237 amino acids. The record is from RefSeq and is a predicted model, not a curated record. The transcript is spliced from 5 exons. Lineage: Eukaryota; Viridiplantae; Streptophyta; Magnoliopsida; Solanales; Solanaceae.
AUUUUAGUUAUUUUUCAUUACACAAAAUCCAAACAACUCCUCAGUCUAGCUAAGAGAAGAACUCUCGACUGAAGGAGCAAAAGCUAAUUACCGCCGGGGAAUCUGCAGCUUCAUUCAACCAAAUAUUUGCUCAGCUCAGAGGGAGAAAUUCAUUGAGUUUAAUGCUGAUUUAUUGAAGGUAUAACACAGCACCACGAAAAUGAAUGUAGUAGUAGCAUCAUCACCAUUGCAAGUACCAUAUUGCUGCUGUACAAAAUCCCUAAGCAAAAAAAGGAACCCAAAAUGUGUGGCCUCAGCUUCUGGCGCUACUUGUCUUGUAAUUGAUGAUACAAUUCAAGGGCAAGCUUCAACUUCAAUUGAAACCCCAAAAACACAGUCAGUUACAGCACGUCGACUCAUAUUGCUUCGACACGCCAAGAGUUCUUGGGAAAAUCGCUCAAUUCGGGAUCAUGAUCGUCCUUUGAGUAGAGCUGGACAACUCGACGCUAUCAAGGUCUCACAAAAACUCCUACAAUUGGGCUGGAUUCCAGAACUUAUUUUAUCAAGUGAUGCACUGCGAACGCGGGAAACACUGAAAAUAAUGCAAGAGCAAGUCCAAGCCUUUUUGGAAGCUGAAAUACAUUUUAUUUCAAGCUUUUAUUCUGUUGCAGCAAUGGAUGGUCAGACGGCUGAGCACUUAAAACAAGCAAUUUGUAAAUACUCGAGGGAUGGGAUCUUGACAGUCAUGUGUAUGGGACACAAUAGAGGAUGGGAAGAGGCAGCCUCAAUGCUUUCAGGUGUUUCUGUAGAACUAAAGACAUGUAAUGCUGCUUUGCUCGAAGCCACUGGGAAGUCGUGGGAAGAGGCAUUUUCUCUGGCUGGACCUGGUGGGUGGAAGCUUCAAGGGCUUGUGAAGCCAGACACUGCUGUUUAGAGUUAUUUUAGUUAAAGGAAUAUAUAAUCAUCCAUUUGAGGGACCAGCAGCCCAGCAAAAUGCAAGAUUGAAGCAGACUGGAUUACAAAAUAUUCAAUCGUCUGUUGCGAAGCUUAUUCAGGUAGCUUACUACCAAAACCACCCACGCCUGCUCAAGGGAUAAGACUACUAUUCCUCAACAUCAGUUGGUGCUUCACUUACUGUUGGCCCUGUCAUUGAGAUGUAAUCGUCUUUUGUACCAAAAGGCUGAUUUUCACUCAAAAGAUAGACGCUAGCUAUGCCAACAAUCUCAUGUGUAGAAUAAUUUUGCUGGAUAAUUCGAGCCAGGUGGACAGCUUGUCUUGCUAGAUUUGUAAAUUUGAAUUUAGCCAAAAGUCUAUUAACACGAUAUUUGAAUUUAGCCAAAAGUCUAUUAACACCAUGA